AUGGUCAAGUCAUAUCUAAAAUACGAGCACUCCAAGUCCUUCGGUAUCGUAACCUCGACCACCUCGAACCUCGUCUGGUCGGCCAAAGAACGGUCCGGGACCGGCGCGGGACAGGCCUACGUUGCCGCAAACGAGGAAGUGCUAUGCUGGGACAUCAAGAAGGGCGAACUGCUCAGCAGGUGGCGCGAUGAGAGGUGCCGCGCGCAGGUCACUGCCAUCGCGCAGAGCCAGGUCGACAAGGACGUCUUUGCGGUCGGGUACGACGACGGCAGCAUAAGGCUGUGGGAUAGCAAGAUCUCGACGGCCAUUGUCAGCUUCAACGGCCACCGCUCUGCCAUUACUGUCCUGGCCUUUGACAGGUCCGGCGUGCGCCUGGCCAGCGGCUCCAAGGACACCGAUGUCAUCGUCUGGGAUCUCGUCGCCGAGACGGGCCAGUUCAAGCUCCGAGGCCACAAGGACCAGGUGACGGGUCUCGAGUUCGUCGAGCCGCAGCCCGAGGUCACCGACGAGGAGUCGGCGCAGGCCAUGGUGGUGGACGGAGAUGCUUCCGCCGAGGGGUUCCUGCUCACGACGGGCAAGGACUCGUUGAUCAAGCUCUGGGACCUGUCGUCGAAGCACUGCAUCGAGACGCACGUCUCCCAAACCAAUGGAGAGUGCUGGGCUCUGGGUGUAUCACCAGACGCCAGCGGCUGCAUCACCGCCGGCAAUGGCGGAGAGCUCAGAGUGUGGUCACUAGACACUGCUGGCCUUCUGGCCUCUACGCAAAAGGUCGACGUCGCACAGCAGACCCACUUCCUGGAGGCGAGAGGUACGCUGCACAGGCAGGGCAAAGACAGGACGGUCGAGGUCAUCUUCCACCCUCGCCUGGAUUACUUUGCCGUGCACGGCGUGGAAAAGUCUGUCGAAGUGUGGCGGAUGCGGACAGAGGCCGAGAUCAAGAAGGCUCUUGCCAGGAAGAGGAGAAGGAGAAGAGAGAAGAACGCCUCCAAAGAUGCCAAGGCGAACGGGGACUCCGAGAUGCUCGAUGGCGAGGAGAAGGAGGACGACGUGUCGCAAGCCGACAUCUCUGAUGUCUUUGCACAGCACGUCAUCGUUAGGACCACUGGCAAGGUCCGGUCUGUAGACUGGGCGCUGGCUCACGGCAACAAAGAGCUCCAGCUGCUUGUCGGCACCACCAACAACCAGCUUGAGCUCUACCAUAUCACCACAAAGGACAAGGUUGCGAAGGCGAGAAAAGAGGACACUCCUGACUACUCAAGGGCGUUAGGGGUGGAGCUGCCUGGUCACCGGGCAGACAUCCGGGCGCUGGCCCUCAGCUCGGAUGACCGCAUGCUUGCCUCGGCCGCGAACGGCAGCUUGAAGAUCUGGAACGUCCGGACGCAAGCCUGCAUCAGGACGUUCGAGUGCGGCUACGCGUUGUGCUGCGCAUUCCUUCCGGGCGACAAGGUAGUUGUUGUCGGAACCAAGAGCGGCGAGCUCGAGUUGUUUGACGUGGCAUCUGCCGCGCUGCUGGAGAGCGUCACCGCUCAUGAGGGAGCCAUCUGGUCCCUGCAGGUGCACCCGGAUGGUCGGUCUGUCGUGACUGGCAGUGCCGACAUGACGGCCAAGUUUUGGGACUUUAAGAUCGUUCAAGAGGCAGUUCUUGGGACGACGAGGACAACACCCAAAUUGAAGCUUGUCCAGACCAAGAUCCUCAAGGUCGCAGACGAUAUCCUCAGCUUGAAGUUCUCGCCGGAUGCCAAGCUUCUGGCUGUCUCGUUGCUCGACAGCACGGUCAAGGUGUUCUUUACGGACUCGCUGAAGCUCUACCUGAAUCUCUACGGACACAAGCUUCCGGUCCUGAGCAUGGACAUCUCCUACGACAGCAAGCUCAUCAUCACCAGCUCGGCAGACAAGAAUGUCAAGAUCUGGGGCUUGGACUUUGGCGACUGCCACAAGUCGCUCUUUGCCCACCAAGACAGUAUUCUUCAGGUCGGGUUCGUCACCCACAACAGCGAAGGUAAUGGCCAUCACUUCUUCAGCGCCAGCAAGGACAAGUCUAUCAAGUACUGGGACGGCGACAAGUUUGAGCAGAUCCAGCGCCUAGACGGUCACCACGGUGAGAUCUGGGCGCUCGCUAUGAGCCAUAGCGGUACUUUCUUUGUCAGUGCCAGCCACGACAAGAGCAUCCGGGUCUGGGAGGAGACGGAUGAGCAGAUCUUCCUCGAGGAAGAGAGGGAGAAGGAAAUCGAGGAGCUGUACGAAAGUACCCUCACCACAUCACUGGAGCAGGAUCCAGAUGAGGCAGACGAGAACGGAGAGAUCGGAGCUGCCAGCAAACAGACGGUAGAGACCUUGAUGGCCGGAGAAAGGAUCGUCGAGGCUCUCGAGUUGGGCAUCGCCGACCUCAACGUCGUCAAGGAGUGGGAGGAGGCCAAGCUGACGCAGCCCAACAUCGCCCCGCCGCAGCGCAACCCGCUGUUCAUGGCGCUGGGCAACAUCAGCGCCGAGCAGCACGUGCUGAACGUGCUGCAGAAGAUCAAGGCCUCGGCGCUGCACGACGCGCUGCUGGUGCUGCCGUUCGCCUCGGUGCCCAUGCUCUUCACCUUCCUCAACAUCUUUGCGCUGCGGUCCAUGAACGUGCCGCUGACGUGCCGCAUCCUCUUCUUCAUGCUCAAGACGCACCACCGGCAGGUCGUGGCGAGCAAGACGAUGCGCGGGAUGCUCGACGGCAUCCGGACGAACCUGCGGGCGGCGCUGAAGCGGCAGAAGGACGAGAUGGGGUUCAACAUCGCGGCGCUCAAGAUUGUGGGCAUGCAGGUCGCGGACCAGAGCAUCAGGGACUACAUUGACGAUGCGGAGGCGCAGGGGGCGGAGAGGGAGGACCGCCUCGUGAAGAAGAGGGCGUUUGUGCAGGUCUCCAGCGACGAAAUCCACAUCUACGCGGAGCUGCUCCCGAACCUGCGCCAGCUGUCCCUGGCCGUGACCUUGCCCUCUCCCGCGGACGGCUCUACCCAGGCGGGCCUGUUGCUCGGCGAUGCCGAUAGCGACAGCAAGGCUCGCCUGCGCGUCACGCACGGCGACGCGGCCCGUGAGAUCGCCCUGCCGGGCAGGCCGUCGCAGCUGGCGCGCCUGUCGCCGCCGCAGAAGGGCAGUCUGUCCCUGGCGUGGCGCGUGCCCCUGGCGCAGCAAGGACGCGGCGCCGGCACCCCCGCUCGUGGUGGUAACAGUAAUGAUGCGGCGGCGCCGUGGUCGGCGCCGGAGCUGGUGCCGGGUGGCGCGUACUCCCAGACCACCUUUGAAGAAGGGUCAACGGAAAGAUCGCAGCUCUCGAGGCAGCCUGACGGCGUGCGCAACCUCAGCGUGUUCUGCUCGUCGUGCCAGACACAGCUAGGCCACUUCAGCUUCCGGACGAUGGGCAUCACCCUGUUCAAGUGGCGGGUCGACGUCGAGACCAGCUCUACGGUGUCUACGGCCACCCCAGCGGCUUCGCCUACUAUCGCUCACUCUCUGUCGGCAAACCUCGUCGCUAUGCUGGCGCGGUCUGGGUCGUCCAAAUCGUUGAUCAUGCCUCUGACCUCGGAUGGCUCGGCCGCUGCCGGCCCAGAAGCAAAGGCGCUGCACGUGUGGAUCCUCAACGCCAACAUCGUCUACGCUUCCUCCUCGCGCAGCGGGUCCGUCCCGGCCGUCAAGCUGCUCUACCAGCUCGUCAGCGUCGAGCAGGCGGACAAGAUGCUGGAGAGCCUGAACUCGGACGUCCAGGAGGUCAGCCUGCCCGAGGACGCGGUGCGGGAGGUCAUUGCCGGGCUGGAUGCGAGUAAUUGCUUGCUACCGGCCAAGGAGAGGCCCUGGCAACAAAAGGACAAGGAUGGCGUCAUCACACUGAGAAGGCGCCGCACUGCAGGUGGUGCUGGUAAUAGUCAGUUAGAGAUCCUGCAGUCUCUCUUUAAUAGAGAAUCUGCUUACGCUGAACUCGUUGUCAUCGUUCAAGUACCUCCUACCUGGCUUGAGCCCAUAAAUGGUAGCCCAGAUUGCCCUGUCACCUCAUACCUAGGUUAA
Molecule: messenger RNA, 4038 nt
Organism: Thyridium curvatum
Lineage: Eukaryota; Fungi; Ascomycota; Sordariomycetes; Thyridiales; Thyridiaceae
Exons: 5
Coding region: 1-4038 (1345 amino acids)
Biological process (GO): maturation of SSU-rRNA
Cellular component (GO): small-subunit processome; Pwp2p-containing subcomplex of 90S preribosome
Molecular function (GO): protein binding; snoRNA binding
Source: RefSeq, a predicted model, not a curated record